This is a messenger RNA of Ostertagia ostertagi, 963 nucleotides long. NCBI's taxonomy places the organism in Eukaryota, Metazoa, Nematoda, Chromadorea, Rhabditida, Trichostrongylidae. The record is from the annotation of a GenBank genome assembly.
AUGGGUUCUGUUGUGUACAAUGCUGUCCUUGGUGCGUUUGUCUGCAGUGGAAUUCUUCUCGGAACCGCGCUUGUGCUCUUGCUGAACGUUUUCAGCGAUAUAGGCGAAUUCCACACCCAGAUUGAAGAGGAUCUUAGUCAAUUCAAGACUUAUGCCGACGAUGCAUGGACUGUGAUGAUGGCCACGAAUAAAGCCCCUUCAGUGCAGCGGCAAAGCGUCUUCUAUGACUCCCUUAUUCGCAGCAAGAGACAGGGAUCAUACAUAGAUGGAGGUGGCGCUAUCGCGGGUGGAGGCGCAGGAGGAGGAUAUGGUGGUUGUCAAUGCGCAGCCCAAGCAACAGGCUGUCCUUCAGGACCACCAGGUAACAUCAACUCAGCAUUAGCCAUUUUCCGAACUCGAAACAUUUCUUUUGUACAGGACCUCCAGGACUCGCCGGGAAUACCCGGAGAAGACGGUACCCCUGGGUAUCCUGGUCAGACAGGUGGAGUCGGUCUAUCCGCUUCUUCGUUUCAUCCCUCAGGGUGCAUUCAGUGCCCAGCUGGAGCUCCUGGCCCCCAAGGACCAGAUGGAGCACCUGGCCCUGCUGGAGCUCCUGGAAAUCCAGGCCAAGAUGGACAAGGUGGAGGUGGAGGCUUCCCAGGACCUCCUGGACCACCAGGAGCACCAGGACGGAAUGGAAACCCUGGCGCACCAGGACAGGACGGUGCACCUGGAGCUCCAGGAACACGAACAAGUAACUAUCCAGGUCCAGCUGGUGCACCAGGACCAGCAGGAGCACCCGGUGCACCUGGACAGAACGGUAGCAGCUACGGAGCUGGGGCACCAGGAUCAGCUGGACCACCCGGUCGGCCUGGUAACCCUGGAACAGACGGAACUCCAGGAGCGGCAGGGCAAGCUGGUUCUGCAGGAGCCCCCGGCUCGGACGCUGCCUACUGCCCAUGUCCACGAAGAACUCGCAUUUAG